Cordyceps fumosorosea ARSEF 2679 is the source of this 762-nucleotide messenger RNA. RefSeq lists its product as hypothetical. The transcript has a single exon. The record is from RefSeq and is a predicted model, not a curated record. The coding region runs from base 1 to 762 and encodes 253 amino acids. Lineage: Eukaryota; Fungi; Ascomycota; Sordariomycetes; Hypocreales; Cordycipitaceae.
AUGGAUCGCCUCGAUACGUUGCUCAUCAACGCCCGCGACCGGCUUGGCUGCAGCGGUCUACGCAAUCUGCACGACUUGGGCCAGAUGCGACAGGAGACACUCGAGAAACGCAUUGCGGCUGCCCAGCACCGGCUCACGGUACGCAACACCCUCUCCAUAUACACUGCCUGGCUUUGGGAGAGGGCGUUCUCCAUUGCCCCCAAGAACCUUCAGCUCGUUAUAGAGAAAUGGUGCGUAUAUCUUUGGGGCAUUGGAUGCACACGCGAGAUGGCUCGCGUUGCGUGGACAGAGGCCCAAGCCAUGCUUGGGCCUUUCCUGCUCGCCCGACCGCCGCCUCCUGGCGCCGUACACAUGAAGAUCGGAUCUUCCAUUACCAACCAAUUCCCCACGGCUCCCAUUGCCAAGCGGAAGCUUGAUGUGCUGGAGGACGGCGCCAGCCCGGACGAGCUGACGGUUGACGACAAGACCCGUCGAGAUGCGUUACCGCCCUCAGCGAAGAGGCAGAAAGCUAGCCAUACUGCUCAAGGCAUUGCUGUUCCCCCGAUGUAUCAGUCGUUGCCCCUUCUACCUCUACCGACUCCUGCUGGCCGGGGGGACUUUCUCUCACUGUCUCCCCGUAAUGGGGACGAGAGCACGCGUUCCAUUGACAGCGCGGCACGUCGCGGUAAAGAAGAGAACGAGGCAAUAUGGGCCAGAGAAGACUUCAGGUUUAACUUUAGGAGUGAGUACAGCUUCGCCAUUAGGCAGUUGGGUCUAAACUAA